AUGCUAUUGAUGACCGUGGGGUAUAAACACCAUCAAGAUGAUUUGAUGAUUGUCCAAUCUCAUGGAUCAAAGAGACAAAAGAUAGCUGCAGCGAUGUUUGGUCUUGGAGCCACCCUCAAGAAGAUGAAGCAUAAGGGCCACCGCAGAGGUGUUGGAAAAGAGGAAGGAGGACAAGAGGAGGAGGAAGAAGAAGGAGAUGAUGGUGGGGAUGAAGAAGGGGGAUGCAUGUUUAGUGCUUUCAUUUCAAUGAUCGCCGAAGCAUUUGAAGAAUAA
Brassica oleracea var. oleracea is the source of this 273-nucleotide messenger RNA. RefSeq lists its product as uncharacterized. The record is from RefSeq and is a predicted model, not a curated record. Lineage: Eukaryota; Viridiplantae; Streptophyta; Magnoliopsida; Brassicales; Brassicaceae. The coding region runs from base 1 to 273 and encodes 90 amino acids. The transcript has 2 exons.